This is a messenger RNA of Synchiropus splendidus (mandarinfish), 3565 nucleotides long. RefSeq names its product erythrocyte membrane protein band 4.1a (gene epb41a). Gene Ontology annotation, molecular function: structural molecule activity; actin binding. Gene Ontology annotation, cellular component: plasma membrane; cytoskeleton. The coding region runs from base 148 to 2646 and encodes 832 amino acids. NCBI's taxonomy places the organism in Eukaryota, Metazoa, Chordata, Actinopteri, Syngnathiformes, Callionymidae. Gene Ontology annotation, biological process: cortical actin cytoskeleton organization. The transcript is spliced from 20 exons. The record is from RefSeq and is a predicted model, not a curated record.
GGUAUCGUAGACUUGCUGAGCACCGACAUAUUGUUCAGAGCCCCUCUGCCGCGCUCACGAAUCGUCUCUCUGUUAUCGUCUGACCCGAAUUAUCCCCUGUUUCACACGGGAACGUGUCUGUCGUCGAUGUGGUGAUCCAACGAAACCAUGACUACAGACGACACACAGAGUCACCAGAACAAGCCAAGUCAGCAGGAACGUGGAGUCCAAAAUGCUAGUCUGUCUUCCCCGGAGGAAAAUGAACUCUGUCCACACAACAGCAACUCCACUGGCCGAGGCUUGUCCCGCCUUCUUUCCGCCUUCCUGAAACGACGAUCACAAUGUGAAUGCAAUGCUGCAGACAAUUUUUUGAAGAAUGGAGAGGAAGAUGCUAAGGCUCCCAUUGCUGACCUUGAUCCAGAUCUGAACGCAGAAGGAGAAGUAGCGCUUGACUGGCAUUCAGUCCAUGGUGGAGAUGCAAAGCCUUUAAAAGAAGACAUGCAAGAUGUGGAACAGUUGGAGAAGAGAACAGAGAACGAUGUAGAGAGGACUAAACCUGAAGAAUUUGAGAAGAAAGAUGUGGAAAAGAAGCAAGAGGAGAAAGUGGACACACCAGAUGCUACCAAGGGAGAAAAGGGAGAAGAAAUGAUGGAUGGCAAAACUCCCACUGCUCCACGUCGACCCAAAACAGUGCAGAUCAAAGUGACACUGCUGGACAACACUCUGUAUGAGUGUGAGCUGGAAAAACAUGCCAAAGGACAGGAGCUGUUUUUGAAGGUUUGUGACCAUCUCAAUCUGUUGGAAAAUGAUUAUUAUGGUCUAGUCUACUGGGAGUCAUCCAGCAUAAUGACUUGGAUGGAUGUGACCAAGGAAAUCCGCAGACAGGUGCAGGGAGCCAACUACAAUUUCACCUUUAAAGUCAAAUUUUAUCCCCCUGACCCAGCACAGCUAUCUGAAGACAUUACUAGGUACUACUUAUGUCUGCAACUGCGUAAGGACAUCCUGCAAAGCCGAUUGCCCUGCUCCUUUGCCACUUUGGCCUUGUUGGGAUCCUAUGCUCUGCAGUCUGAAGUGGGAGAGUAUGACCCUGAGGUUCAUGGGCCAGAAUAUGCUAGAGAGCUCAAAAUGGCUCCCGGUCCGACGAAGGAGCUGGAGGAAAAAAUGAUUGAACUGCACCGCACAUACAGGUCUAUGAGUCCUGCCCAGGCUGACCUGAUGUUCUUGGAGAACGCAAAGAAGCUGUCAAUGUAUGGAGUGGACUUGCAUCAAGCCAAGGAUCUGGAUGGUGUGGAAAUCAUGCUGGGUGUCUGCUCCAGUGGACUUAUGGUGUACAAAGAUAAACUGCGGAUCAACCGAUUCCCUUGGCCAAAAGUCCUCAAAGUGUCAUACAAAAGGAGCGGCUUCUUUAUCAAAAUACGACCCUCACAGGUGGAAGAGUACGAAUGUGCGAUUGGAUUCAAACUCCCAAAUUAUAAAGCAGCCAAGAAGCUGUGGAAAGUGUGUGUGGAGCAUCAUACAUUCUUCAGACUGAAUUCCACAGAGAUAGCAACCACUCCCCGGAGAUUCUUGGCUUUGGGCUCAAAGUUUCGCUAUAGUGGACGAACCCAAACUCAGACCCGACAGGCGAGUUCUCUGAUUGACAGACCUGCACCAAUGUUUCACCGUACUUCCGCCAAGAGAGACUCAAACAGCCUUGAUGGAGAUAUGAUUUCAACUCCAGACAACAAAUCCAGUCGCCCCGUUAGUGCCCCGCUUAUAUCACCGGUGUCUCCAGUUGAUAUGACUCCACCUGCUUUACUAAGGAGUCUUCUACGUCCUCGCCAACAUGACCUCACUGCAACGAAACGUCUGUCUUCAAGCAACAUAAGGAACGAGUCAAAAGAAGAGAGACGGCCAAUCCUGUCACCCAAAAAGCAUAGCCCACAACUAUCAUCCACUCCAGAUAUGAGGACACAGGUCAGGAAAGAAAGCAGGCACACUCCCCUCACCAGCACCAACAAGGGUGAACGUGAGAAAAAAGACAAGAACAAAGCUAGCAAACUUGAAGGAGAAACUAUUUAUAUCAGACAUAGCAAUUUAAUGUUGGAGGACAUGGACAAGACCCAGACGGAGAUCUUGCGUCACCACACCAGCAUCAGUGAGCUUAAGAGGAGCUUUAUGGAAUCAUUACCUGAACCUCAACCCAAUGAGUGGGAUAAACGUCUUUCCACCAGCUCACCAUUCCGCACAGCUAACAUCAAUGGUCAGCUGCAGCAAGUGUCUCCUGCUCUGAAGACCCAGAGAAUCACCAUCUCAGACAUCACCAACUCUUUGAGGGGGACGGUUGCAUCCAAAGAAGCACCCUUACUUCACACUGAAACCAAGACCAUCACUUACGAGUCUGCACAGCCUAUCGACAACCAAGAAGACAAGGAAUCCGGAGUGCUCUGUGCACAAACAAUCACCUCUGAGACCAUCAGCACCACCACCACCACUCAAAUCACAAAGACAGUGAAAGGGGGAAUCUCGGAGACCCGAAUUGAGAAAAGAAUCAUCAUUACUGGAGACACUGAGAUUGAUCAUGACAAGGCUUUGGCACAAGCAAUUAAAGAGGCCAAAGAGCAGCAUCCUGACAUGUCUGUCACCAAAGUUGUUGUGCACCAGGAAACGGAAAUUUCUCCAGAGUAAGAUCUUUGGAAGACAAUUAUUCUCCCUCUGACAUCAUGAACUACAUGACUCCAGGUUAACUCCAGGUGCCAGAAUUAUUAGCUACGGUAACUGGUGAAAAAAAGAAUUGGACAGAUGAAACUUCAUUCAUUUCCUACAUUUUGUCUCUUGCUUUUUUUUGUUUUGUUUUAAAAUAUUUUUAUUUAUUUACUUGUAAACGUAGAGACAACUACCCGUGAGAUGUACUUGUGCUUGUACAUGUUAAUGUUACACUUAUGGUUUUCCUCCCAGCGUACCAAGUUUUUUUCUUGCAUCAGCCAAGGGGCAUAUGUUUUUUGACGCUGUAAGUUUGAGUGUCUCUCCGUGUACAGAAUAAUUUGAAAAGUUUUGAAUGGAUUUCCAUAAAAUAUUUAGGAAAUGAGUGAAAUGGCACAAGGAACACAGGACACAAGUCAUACACACUCCUUGUGAGUAUCGAGUGGUCAAGGGAUUUUUUUAGAAUUCAGCACUCUUUCUGCCAUUGUCUGGGUUCAAUUCCUGCUUUGGGAAUUUAGUUUAAUUUCUUUAAGCAGUUCGUUGUUGGUGGAUGUGUGUGCACUCUGAGUGAUAUUCUAUCAUGCUAAUGUUCUUGUGUUUUUUAGACACAACUUAGUGUGUAUUUUUUGUUGCAUUGAAUACUCAUUUCACCUUUCAGAGUUGUAUUUUGUUUGUUUGUUUGUUGUAUAUAUAUAUAUAUAUAUAUAUAUAUAUAUAUAUAUAUAUAUAUGUAUGUAUGUAUAUGUAUACACACACACACAUUCCCGGGUAUUUAUGUUUAUAUACUUGAAGUGUCUGUUUUCUAUGAGUUUGGAUGUUGUGAGGCAACAAACUGAAUACCAUAAUAGGUGAAAAAGAUCACUUUUUAGACAAUUUUUAUUCUGUUUUUUUUUUUUUUUUUUUU